AUUGCCGACAGAUUUACUUCUUCUCCAAUUUAUUUCCGACUUACCGUAUUGCGCUUUAUUUACAUGGCGAUCCCCCUGCCCUGAAAAUGUUCAACAAGAAACCGCGAAGAAACUUCAGGCAAAGGAAAGGAAAAUCGAGCGAUGAAGAUGAACAGAAGAGCGGAGAGGGUGAUGGAAGUAAAAUACAAGCUACCGCUUCUAGCAUAAAGCCCUCCAAGUUGCCGCAGAACCGGGGGAUCUCAUGCAGUUCCAAGCGGGAGGCGAUGCCGCCCAACUCGGACUCGAGUGGUGCUGAAGACGCGGUAGAAUAUGGGACUAGUGGGCCUUUCGUUGGCACUAAUCUGCCUCACAGUAAAGAGGACAAGGAUGGACGGAAGAAGAAAGGAAACGUGCUCAGCUUCUCUAAUGAGAAAGAAGGUAAACGUUUUGUUAUGUAAGUGCACAGGCCACAGGCGUAUUUCAAACGUCACUAACUGACGGUAAGGUGGGUGCAUUGCGUAAAUUCAUCUGUAAAGUGGCUUCCCCUCCUUGUGCCCUUAAUUUGUACUGUCUGAAAAGUGAAAACACAGGACUGGUGGCUGCAGCAAUAUGGGUCAUGUCUUCCAUGAAUUCCCUAUCCUUCACCUGGCCUGUUCUCUAGUGCAGGUGGAGGGGAGGAACGAGGAGAGGGGUUAAUCUCAAUAGUUUUUCCUUGAUUCCUUGCGUUCUCGCUCCUUUUCUCUUUCUCAAAACACAUUGGAAGAGAAGAUCAGAGGGGAGGGACCUCAGAUCUUCUGCUCCAAUGUGUUUUGAGAAGGAGACGAGGGAGGACAUGAGGAAUCAAGGAAAUACAAUUGAGAUUAACCCAGUUGCGUUAUUAACUGUUUUUAACUUUCUCUUCCCAUUUGAAGGAUCUGAGUUCAAACUAAAGAAAUCGUCAGAUAAAGCUGUGGUCUUCCAAGCCAGGAGGAAGGAGGCUUCCCCUGUCAAGACCUCCCGGCCUACUGGUGAGCACAACGUUGCCGUUUAUUGUCAGAUCGUUUAUAACCAUAAAUGAUCUAGAGAUAAAACACGUUUCUGUAAAUACACACCACUGUUAAGGCUACAUGAUUGAUCUGUCUAACCAUGUCUCUGUGUUGACCCCAGCCAGGAAAGAUGUGACUGUGGUUGCGUCCCCGAGAGAGAGGUCCGGUAGCGAUGUGUCCGGAGAAGAACUGUCACCAGAGAGUGACGGAGAGGGAGGUGCCAAGUCAACCACAUCCAGCUCUGCCUCCUCCAUGUCUUCCAGGUCCUCCAGAUCUUCCAAGUCCUCCACUCAGAAACAGAAACCAGGUCAGUCUCACAGAUAGCUAGGGCUCCAUAGAAAAGGCUAUAAUUAAUCCAAUGCCAAAAAUGUGCGACAGCCAAAUGCUGAUAAAGUCUGAGUGGCUGGUAUUUAUUUUUUAUUUUUUUAAAGUCCUUCAGCUGGUAGACCCAAAAGUGUGUUUCAGGAUAUGAACAAAAUCAAAGGGCUCAGAAGAGUGAGUUUAUUGUCUUAACCAGCCUGCAGCUACACUGGCCCCUUGCAGGGUAAGAUGGUCCACCCCUGCCUGGUCUACACAGAGACCGGCAGAUAGGCAGCAUUCUGAAGAGACAUCCCUUGUGUUGUUGUGUGUAGUGGUGAUCCCAGACGCAAGAAGGAUCCAGGCGGCAAGAAGGCAGCGUCAGGCAGCCAGAGCCCAGAAAGACUACAUCUCCCUGGGGAGAGACGGGGAGAGCUCCCCCCGGACCCCAGACCAGGACCUGGAGGAACACACCGAAGAAGAUGAUGAUGAUGAUGAGCCAGACGACCAUGAAUGCAGGAUUGAGUUUGCCCCGCGCUCCAAAACCAUCAGGGAGAGGAUAGCAGAGAAGAUGGGUGAGAGGAGGAGAGAAUGCAGGGUCUAUUGUUUUGUGGUCUUGGGCAACAGGUUUUUGAUUUAGUUUUAGUAAUGAAUAAUAAACAGCCAGUUUAUAAUCAAAUCCCAUAAUGAUGUAUCUGUGGCUUAGAGGAAGGGGAGUGAGAGAUGAAGGUUAUCACACCUCCUUUGACUGAGUGCUGAAAUCUGUUGUCUUUGUUCUCUUUGGUUUUAGUCCUUGUUGUGUUGAUACAGGAGGGAGUGACAGUCUGUCUUUCUCUCUGUAUAUCUGCUCUGUGGCUCCCUCCCUGGCCGUGUUGAUACAGGAGGGAGUGACACUGUCUUUCUCUCUGUAUUUCUGCUCUGUCGCUCCCUCCCUGCCUGCCCGUGUUGGUACAGGAGGAAGUGACAGUGGUGCUAGUGAGUCUGACGAACAGGAGAGAGAAGACGACAACCUGUGGCAGGAGCAACAGAUUGGAAAGGGAGUCAAGAGACACCCUGGAGAACAGGUAAUAUACUCACCCCUGUGUCUCACUUACACACACGCUUUCAGUUUCAUUCCUCCACCGACCGCCCAACUCUGUCUUUCCCCCUAGAGUCCAUCAGGCAGUGAGGGCAGUGGCUCUGUGAGGAGCGGUAGUAGUAGACGGAAACAGAGAGUCAACAUCCCAGAGUGUAUGCCUCCCGUCAGCCUCAGCAUGGUGAAGAAGAGGAUCACUGGGAAGUCAGUUGGUUCAUUCAUUCAUCCUUACAUUGACCUCUCAAUACGAUAUACUUCAUGUACUCUAGCUGUAAAAAAUAAUGUUUGUCUAGUAAAUCUAAGCUCCAACCUUUCUCCAUCUCUCCUCUCCUCUCACCCCUUCCUCUCCUCCCCAGACUGUGUGAUCUGAGGGAGGUCCACAGGGCUCAUGAGGCUGACCUGAGGAGAAUGGAGGUGGACAUGGACAGCUCUAGAACCUCUCUGGAGAACCUGGAGAGCGGUUCCUCCGACCGCCAGCUUCGGUUCUACCGGGCCACCAACGCCUACAUUCAGAACCUGGUGGAAUGUCUCAGAGAGAAGGUCAGAGAACAGAGGGCUUCUGGGUAACAGGAAGUGUCUGUUGGCAUGAUCUGGUCUUUAAAAUGACAAAUGGAAGCACUGUGAGAUACAAUGUGAUGAUGAGACAAUGUUAAGGAGGGGUGGGGAGGUCACCCCCCCCCCCCCCCAGAAAUAAAAAAAAUUAAAGAGUGAUUGACUGAUUAAUUGAUCAUCUUUAGGUGGUAGAGAUCAACAGUGUGGAGGUGGACAUGCACACUCUUCUGUCUGACCAGGCGGAGGUACUGUUGUCAAGGAGACGAGAGGCCAUACGACAGGAGUCAUCUCGCCUACAGCAGCUCAGCUGUGAGUGUGUGUGUCUGUCUGUGUUUUUGUGUACUCUGAUUGUGUGGUCCUAGUCAGUGAAAAGGCAGAAUGUUAACCAUAGGACUCCUCCUCACACUCUUGAUCUGUUAAUUUUUUCUGAUUAACUGUAGUUGGGUGGAUUUCUAAACGUAUUAUCGCUCUCUCUCACUCUAGAUGCCACUGAUCCACAAAGUGAAGGAGACUCAGGGGAAAGCGUGAAUGAAAAACCGAGUAAAAGGUGAGUGAGAAUACUCCCUUUAGUAGUUACACAUCGCUUUAGCGUUUCACCAUUCACCAGUCACAAUAUUACAUGAUCAUUUCCACCACUACAUCCUCAUCUACUGUUUGAUCUGAUUAUCCAUCCAGUGAGUCAGGAGAGCCAGGUGAGGAAGACUAUGGUAGCCUGCCGGCCGACAGCGAGCCUUCCCCUGAGGAAGAGGCAGAACUGCAGAGGGAGAGAGGUGAGAGGUGUAGCUGUCUUGGGUGAGGACAAAUGUCCUCCACUUACCAAACGUGUGUUGGUGACCCCUUGAUUUCAGCCCAGUAUAUAAUUCCCAAAUGGGUUUCUGCAAUAAAGAAAAAUACAGCAAACUAUUUAAUUAGUUUAUUUAUCUAAAGAUUUGCCAUCCCAUUCCUUACAGAGUUAGAGCGAACUCUCUAAACCAUACAAUAAAAGACAGCGUUUCCACUCUCGCAUCUCUUUUUCCCCUCCUGUCUAAUUCAGCGGAGAUCCUGAGCAGGUCCCAGGAUGUGUUCUGUGACGUGCAGGAGGACUUCUGGGAGGUGAAGAAGGUUCUGUCUCGCUUCAGCGAGUGGAGAGAAGCCUUCUCUGAGUCCUACCACUCAGCCUACAUCAGCCUCUGUCUGCCCAAACUACUCAACCCACUCAUCAGACACCAACUUUUAGGCUGGAACCCACUACAGGUACAGCACACUCGGUACAAAAUCCGUACAGGACGUCACACAGUUCAGUCUUUGUGUGUAUUUUGACGUACCUCUGUAUUUUGUGUCGUAUAAUAAUGAUCUGUGUGUAUCAGGCUGCAGGAGAGGACUUUGAGGCUCUGCCGUGGUUCUCCGCUGUAGAGACAUUCUGUCACGGACUGGGUUACCAGGAGGCAGAGCACACGGACAGGAAAACACUGCCUGCUAUCAUAGAGAAGACCCUGCUGCCCAAAAUACAAGGUCAGCAUACACACACAUACAAUGCAUUCAGAAAGUAUUCAGACUUCUUGACUUUUUCCACAUUUUGUUACAGCCUUAUUUUAAAAUUGAUGAAAUUGUUUUUUCCCCCCUCAUCAAUCUACACACACUACCCCAUAAUGACAAAGCAAAAACACGUAUUCAGACCCUUUACUCAGUACUUUGUUGAAGCACCUUUGGCAGCGAUUGCAGCCUCAAGUCUUCUUGGGUAUGACGCUACAAGCUUAGCACACCUGUAUUUGGGGAGUUUCUCCCAUUCUUCUCUAAAGAUCCUCUCAAGCACUGUCAGGUUGGAUGGGGAGCGUUGCUGCACAGCUAUUUUCAAGUCUCUCCAGAGAUGUUCUAUCAGGUUCAAGUCCGGGCUCUGGCUGGGCUACUCAAGGACAUUCAGAGACUUGUCCUGAAGCCACUCCUGCGUUGUCUUGGCUGUGUGCUUAGGGUUGUUGUCCUGUUGGAAGGUGAGCCUUCACCCCAGUCUGAGGUCCUGAGCGCUCUGGAGCAGGUUUUCAUCAAGAAUCUCUCUGUACUUUGUUCUGUUAAUCUUUCCCUCAAUCCUGACUAGUCUCCCAGUCCCUGCCGCUGAAAAACAUCCCCACAGCUUGAUGCUGCAAAGACCAUGCUUCACCGUAGGGAUGGUGCCAGGUUUCCUCCAGACAUGACGCUUGGCAUUCAGGUCAAAGAGUUGAAUCUUGGUUUCAUUAGACCAGAGAAUCUUGUUUCUCAUGGUCUGAGAGUCCUUUAGGUGCCUUUUGGCAAACUCCAAGCAGGCUGACAUGUGCCUUUUACUGAGGAGUGGCUUCCAUCUGGCCACUCUACCAUAAAGUCCUGAUUGGUGGAGUGCUGCAGAGAAGGUUGUCCUUCUGGAAGGUUCUCCCAUCUCCACAGAGGAACCCUGGAGCUCUGUCAGAGUGACCAUCGGGUUCUUGGUCACCUCCCUGAACAAGGCCCUUCUACCCCGAUUGCUCAGUUUGGCCGGGCGGCCAGCUCUAGGAAGAAUCUUGGCUUGGUUUUUGCUCAGACAUGCACUGUCAACUUGGGACCUUAUAUAGACAGGUUUGUGCCUUUCCAAAUCAUGUCCAAUCAAUUGAAUUUACCACAGGUGGACUCCAAUCAUGUUGUAGAAACAUCUCAAGGAUGAUCAAUGGAAACAGGAUGCACCUAGCUCAAUUUCCAGUCUCAUAGCAAAGGGUUUGAAUACUUAUGUAAAUAAGGUAUUUCCGUUUUUGAUUUUUUAUAAAUUUGCAAAAAUAUCAACUGUUUUUGCUUUGUCAUUAUGGGGUAUUGUGUGUAUAUUUAUGGGGGGGGGGGACAAUUUAAUCAAUUUUAGAAUAAGGUUGUAACAUAACAAAAUGUGGAUAAAGUCAAAGGGUCUGAAUACUUUCCGAAUGCACAUAUGAGAUGAGUAAAGCAGUAUGUAAACAUUAUUAAAGUGACUAGUGAAAGUUUUCAAUGUUGUCAUGAGUGGGCCUGUGGUUUUUACUCAGGUUUGUCUCACUUUAAUGUGCCUCCCUCCUCCUUCCAGGUUUUGUGGAGUUGGUGUGGGACCCUCUGUCCAGCCGUCAGUCUGUGUGUCUGUCUGAGUUGUGUUGCAGGCUGCAGGACGACUACUCUCUGUUUGAGGGAGAGCAGAGCAAACCGGUCAAGGUAACAGUUAAAACUCCUUCUACAGUGCAGAGCCUGAGUCUAGCAGCAACGCUCCCAGCCAGUCACGUAUGCAACUCCCCACCGGAGACAGGUUUUCAAUGUCCACCUUUCCUACUGUUCUCCCCCUCUGUUUCCAACGCAGGUUGACGUUUAUUGUCACGAGUCUUGUCCUGGAGGCAGAACUGAACGAUUGUCUUAAAUAGGCCAGCUGCCGAAUUGGCCUAUUUAAUUUAAGGUUAGGCAUUAGGGUUAGCAGUAUGGUUAAGGUUAGGUUUAUAUUCAGAUUUUAAGACUUUGUAGCUGUGCCAGCUAGUGACCACUCUGCAGAGCUGCCUCCAGUACAAGAUUAAUGAUGAAAAACGCUAACAUGCAUUUCAAACUGUAAAUAAAUUGUAAAUGUUUAAAAAAAAAUAUAUAUAUAUAUAUAUAUAUAUAUAUAUAUAUAUAUAUAUAUAUAUACAUUGAACAAAAAUAUAAACGCAAACAUGCAACAAUUUCAAAAAUGUUACUGAGUUACAGUUCAUAUAAGGAAAUCAGUCAAUUUAUAUAAAUUAAUUAGGCCCUAAUCUAUGGAUUUCACAUGACUGGGAAUACAGAUAUGCAUCUGUUGGUCACAGAUACCUUUAAAAAAAAAAAAGUUGGGGUGUGGAUCAGAAAACCAGUCAGUAUCUGGUGUGACCACCAUUUGCCUCAUGCAGCACGACACCUCCUUCGCAUAGUUGAUCAGGCUGUUGAUUGUGUUCUGUGGAAUGUUGUCCCACUCCUCUUCAAUGGCUAUGCGACGUUGCUGUCAUGAACAAGCACUGUUCAUGACAAACUCUUCACACCCCUCUUGUUGGCGGAGAGAACAUUUUGCAGUUUUAAAGCUCAUUUUCUUGCAAUUCUAUACUUUUUGCCAUGUCUAAUGUGUAUUUGUGAUAUGAGUGACUCCAACAUUACUACAAAAUCUAUGGACAAAAAAGCCUAGCAAACAAAAAAUGUAGUUGACAUGUGCAAGUAAAACUGGACAUUUCUGACAAGUUAAAAAAUAGCUCUAAGGUAUGCAAUGACUGACAUGACCAGAGCAAAACUGAUGAUGCACUUCCCAAUUUCUAAAUUGCACCUUGUGCAUUCUACUAUAAAAACGUUCAAGAGUAAGUUGAAAGCCCUCGUGGGAACCACUGCUCUAGUCAAGGUUCUAGUCACAAAGAAUGUCAACCAGAGAGUUGACUGGCUGGAGUCACAAAAUGGGAGAAAACCUUUUGAAACCUAACUACUACCUGUGAGUGUGUCAGAAUGUAAAUAAGUCUAGUUCUCUCUCUGUCCCUGUCCUGUGUGUGAUUCGGUCUUGUCCUGUCCCCUGCCAGGCGUUUCUUGAAGCAGUGAGUGGCAGAUUGAGGAGUUCAGUGGAUGACGACGUCUUCAUCCCUCUCUACCCUAAGAAGUGAGUGAAUCCACCCAGAGAUGUCUCAAUGUGAUUCUUUAAGUAGUAUAUCUAGCUCAGGGUUGCCCAACCCUGUUCCUGGAGAGCUACCGGUAGGUUUUCGCUCCAACCCCAGUUGUGAUCAAUUGAUCAACCAGCUAAUUAUUAGAAUCAGGUGUGCUAGAUUAGGAUUGGAGCAAAAACCUACAGGACGGUAGCUCUCCAGGAACAGGGCUGGAGAGCCCUGAGCUAGAAAUUUCCCAUUGGAACUCGUGUUUAUGCCAAGCUUGUCAUAACGUAGCUUACUUGACCAUAACUGCCAGGUGUUUUGGCAGGUUUUUAGACGACAGGUCCUCUCCACAGAGGAGGUUCCGAGACCAGCAGUUCUGGACAGCUGUGAAGGUACGUAACAACACAUUGUAUUUUUCGAUGGUGUGCUUCCCAAGAGUGGAUGGUGUACUGUAGUGACCAUGUGGCUCAGAUAGCCCAUUCCAACUUCCUAUUACAAAUGCUAACUCCCGUUCGUUUAAGCUGGUAGCAUAGCUAACAUACAGAAAUCUGUGUUGGUAGUUAAAGUUGUUUUUUUAACUGCAAUGCAUUUGAUUGGUGACAAUGACAUGCAUUAUCCAUACAAGCAUUAUCUAUUCAAGCAUUAUACUAAGAUUUUUACCUCAACAUAGUGUGAAAUAGACAUGAACAAUAGCCUAAUGUAGCCUAAUUUCUCCCCACGGCGUCUUUCCCCCACACGUUUCCAUGGCAUUUCAAUUAUUUGGGUUAAGUUCCAUUGACCUCUACCGCAUCUAUGUGGCUCAGUAAGCCCAUUACAACUUCUACCAAUAGUCAAGUCAAGAGAUAGACAGGGCUUUGGUCACAGCUCCUCAUGUGCUGGUUAGUGCAGCUACAGUGCAUUCGGAAAGUGUUCAGAUCCCUUCACUUUUUCCACAUUUUGUUACGUUACAGCCUUAUUCUAAAAUGGAUUACAUUUUUUCCCCUCAUCAAACUACACACAGCACCCCAUAAUGACAAAGCGAAAACAGGUUUUUAGAAAUGUUAGCAAAUGUAUUAAAAAUUAAAAACAGAGAGCCUCCCGAGUGGCGCAGCGGUCUAAGAGGCGUAACUACAGACCUGGGUUCGAUCCCGGGCUUUAUCACAACCGGCCGUGAUCGGGAGUCCCAUAGGGCAGCGCACAAUUGGCCAGGCAUCGUCCGGGUUAGGGGAGGGUUUGGCCAGGGGGGCUUUACUUGGCUCAUCGCGCUCUAUCGACUCCUUGUGGCGGGCCGGGCGCCUGCAGGCUGACCUCGGUCGUCAGUUGAAUGGUGCUUCCUCCGACACAUUGGUGCGGGCGGGUGUUAAGAAGCGCGGUUUGGCGGGACAUGUUUCGGAGGACGCAUGACUCGACCUUCGCCUCCCGAGCCCUUUGGGGAGUUGCAGCGAUGAGACAAGAUCGAAAAAGGAAGUAAAACACACAAAAAAUAAGGAAAAAUAUGAAUACCUUAUUUUCAUAAGUAUACAGACCCUUUGCUAUGAGACUCAACAUUGAGCUUAGGUGCAUCCUAUUUCCACUGAUCAUCCUUCAGAUGUUUCUACAAAUUGAUUGGAGUCCACCUGUGGUAAAUUCAAUUGAUUGGACAUGAUUUGGAAAGGCACACACCUGUCUAAAUAAGGUCCCACAGUUGACAGUGCAUGUCAGAGCAAAAACCAAGCCAUGAGGUCGAAGGAAUUGUCCGUAGAGCUCCGAGACAGGAUUGUGUCGAGGCACAGAGGGGGGGCAAUGCAAAUAAUCUGGGUAGCCAUGAUUAACUGUUCAGGAGUCUUAUGGCUUGGGGGUAGAAGCUGUUAAGAAGCAUUUUGAAUGUUCCGAGCUGUCUGUUUAAAAUACUAGCACACAGCUCGGACACCCAUGCAUACCCCACAAGACAUGCCACCAGAGGUCUCUUCACAGUCCCCAAGUUCAGAACAGACUAUGGGAGGCGCACAGUGCCACAUAGAGCCAUGACUACAUGGAACUCUAUUCCACAUCAGGUAACUGAUGCAAGCAGUAGAAUCAGAUUUUUUUUUUAAACAGGUAAAAAUACACCUUUAUGGAACAACCGGGACUGUGAAGAGACACACAAAGGUACAGACACAUGCAUAUAUUGUUGUAUGGUGGUAUUAAAUAUUUUGUAUUGUAGAUAUGUAGGGGUGUAAUAAUGUUAUAUUAUGUACUUUUUUAUCUGUAAUGUAAGUGCUUUAAUAUGUUUGGACCCCAGGAUGUGUAUGGGGAUCCCUAAUAAAUACAAAUAAGACUGCUGAAAAAUUCAUCAAAUGGUCUAUUUACAUUGACUUUAUUUAGUAAAUAUUUUCUUAACUCUAUUUAUUGAACUGCAUUGUUGGUUAAGGGCUCGUAAGUAAGCAUUUCACGGUAAAGUCUACACCUGUUGUAUUUGGUGCAUGUGACAAAUAAAAUGUGAUUUGAUUAUCUCUCUUGCUAUUUCUGUAACAUCCAAUGCAUUGCUUUAGUGGCAUUUCUGUCUUUUUUUUAUCAGCUCCUAGGUAACGUGGGCCAGUGGGAUGGUUUGAUAUCUGAACAUGUUCUGAAGGAACUGAUGUUGGACAAACUCCUGAACCGCUACCUUAUGAUGACGCUACUCAACGAAACCCACUCACAUGACUCUGUGCACAAAUGUAAAAAGGUGUGUAGGUGAAUCGCAUGUGUCUAAUGUUAAUGUAUUGUCUAUGGAGGUUUCAAGGUGUUUGCUUGGGGAAUAAUUGCUCUGCUUUCUUUGAGAUGGCUCAGUUUAGUGGUGUCAUUUUAAAGUGUUUCUCAAAUUAACAAAGGUUUUUCUCUCUGAGCAGGUUGCGGUGUGUUUUCCUAAGUCCUGGUUUAAAGAUGUGAGCUCCUGUCCGUCUCAACUGAAGUCCUUCAGUGACCACCUCCUCCAGACUGCCCAUUCAGUCUGCAAACAGCAGCCUGACCACCCCAACACACGGUAACUGCCUACCUACCUCAAAUGUACUUUUACGAUAUAGGCAGAUUCAUGUGCCAUGGUUUUGAUGCUAAUGCAUGUAAUGUGGUUUCUGUAGGGCCGUGGUGAGCGAUCUGCUGACUGUUUUGGGAAGCAUCCAGGCCUGGGACAAGGUGGAGACUAUAUCGGACAAAUACCAUUACAAAGACCUGGUGGACACACUCAACCUGUCCUAGUGUGGCCUAC
Messenger RNA from Coregonus sp. 'balchen', 10674 nucleotides. Lineage: Eukaryota; Metazoa; Chordata; Actinopteri; Salmoniformes; Salmonidae. The record is from the annotation of a GenBank genome assembly.